AUGACCAUGUCGGGCAUGCGCUGGGGCGACGAAGAAGACGACCUGCUCCCGCAGCGCGUCGAGAGCGCUCCGGACUCGAACGGCGUGCGGCAGAUCGUCGAGUGGAAGCUCAACGAGGCGGGCGACAAAGUCAAAGUGACGAAAAAGGUCAAGAAAGUCACAGAGAUUGCGCGCGUCAGCAAACGCGCGUUGGAGCGCAAGAAGUGGCGCAAGUUUGGCGACGCGCUGGACGACGGCGACAGCAGCAACGUGACGUACAUGUCGUACGAAGAAGUGACGCUCGAGGACCCGAACGCCGACCAGGUGCUGCCGGGCGAGAAGAAGGAGGAGGAGAACAUCUUUGCCGGUGUCAAGAACUCGUCGAUUGUCGUCUGCCGGCACUGUGGCAUGGUCGGCGACCACUGGACGCUCAAGUGUCCGUACAAAGACACGCCGAAGGACGAGAUGGAGCAGGACAUGGCCAAGCGCGCCGAAGCGGGCGAGUCGGCUGCAGCCGACGCAGGCGCGCGCGGGGGCUCGGCCCUCGACGGCGCGUUUGGCUCGAGCAAGUACGUGCCGCCCAGUCUGCGUGGCCGCCUGGGAGGCGCCAGCGGCGACGCACGGGACGACAACGUGCGCGACGACAGCGCGACGCUGCGGGUGACAAACGUGUCGCCCGACACGCGGGAAGACGACUUGAAAGAGCUCUUUUGUGCGUUCGGACCCGUGUCCCGCGUGUACUUGGCCAAGGACCGCGAGACGUUCCAGUCGCGUGGGUUUGCGUUCGUGAGCUUUGUGUACCGCGAAGACGCCGAGAAGGCACUGAACAAGCUGCAGGGCCACGGCUACGACCACUUGAUUCUGAAGCUCGAGUGGGCCAAGCCGUCGAACAAGCCGGCGAACGAAGACGCUGGCAGCAUGGGCACGACGUUUCGAUCGGGGUACGGCAAAGCGUUGCCGCAGAACAUGGCGCCGCCUCCGCGCAAGUAG
Molecule: messenger RNA, 969 nt
Organism: Hyaloperonospora brassicae
Lineage: Eukaryota; Oomycota; Peronosporomycetes; Peronosporales; Peronosporaceae
Source: the annotation of a GenBank genome assembly